Messenger RNA from Micropterus dolomieu (smallmouth bass), 3292 nucleotides. Its product is annotated as tumor necrosis factor receptor superfamily member 4. The coding region runs from base 778 to 1530 and encodes 250 amino acids. The transcript is spliced from 9 exons. Lineage: Eukaryota; Metazoa; Chordata; Actinopteri; Centrarchiformes; Centrarchidae. The record is from RefSeq and is a predicted model, not a curated record. Gene Ontology annotation, biological process: regulation of cell population proliferation. Gene Ontology annotation, cellular component: external side of plasma membrane. Gene Ontology annotation, molecular function: signaling receptor activity; cytokine binding.
UUAAGUUUCGCAACACCCCGUCAAUCAAAACAGCAAAAGUCCGAUUCAUGCUAGCACGUCAGCUAGCUAGCUGUUAGCUACGUUAGCUCUCUGGCUACAGCUAGCCUGGCUCUCACCUGAAUUUCCCCAGCCGGGAUUCCUGAUUCCAGUUCACAAAGGGCUACAAAAUCUCUCAGCUCCAGCUCUGGGGACACAUCGAGGGCGAAGGUGGUUUCUGGGCGAUCCCUCGGCGCGCAGAAAACGGUGACCAGCAUCGCUUUUUCGGGGCAGGACCACUGGACAAACCCGCUGCAACAGAAUGCGGUUUAUGUAUUUCCUUGUUUCACAGAGGAAAACCCCCGAUUAUUAUUUGGAUUCUCCCACUUUAAAGACGUGUUUCUGUAGAAAAAAUACCGUCAAAGGGGAAACUACUAAUGCACCGAAAGACUGUGAGUGCUUUGCACUUAUUGAGUAAAAGCCUGAUGUGACAGUUUCUCUUUUACCAACAACUAAACAAAAUCAACUAUUGCUCAGUGCUGCCGCAUUGCAUUUCAUCCAGCUUGUUUUUCGACAUGUCGCAUUACAGGAUUUGUCAGUGGUGUUACUGACCAUGAGUGCUGUGUCUUAAGCGACCACCGUCCUUUGACUGGUAAAGCCACUAUUCUGCUUCUUAUGUGAGGGAAUCAUGUCUGGUUCUUUGCAUGCACGCUCCCGAGCAUCUUGCCUACUACAGCGACGACACAUCAGCCAGCGAAAGGAGUCCACUAACAUCAUAAAACGACCGGCUCCCAAACAGAGAUGUCAACACAGACUUCAACAUAUACUCCCCGUCAAAGAACAUCUAUCAACGGACUUCACUGUGAAAACUGCCCCGAUGGAUUAUACCAGCCUGAAGAGAAUGAUUCCAAACGUUGUGAACCAUGUACAAAAUGUGAUGGAGAUUCAGGGAGUGAUGUUAAAGUGAAGUGCACGGCAGAGACAAACACAAUAUGUGAGUGUCGUGGAAAAUUUGUUCCCAGUGACAGUGAUUCUUCCACUUGCAAAUGUGACAUUGGAUUUGGAAAAUACCAAAGAGAAUGUGAAGAAUGUGAAGAAGGAUAUUUCAGCAAAAGUAUCAACUCUCGAUGUGAGAAAUGGAAAGUAUGUAAAUCAGGAGUGAAUAUUACUGGAACCAAGACCUCAGAUGUUAUCUGCAAUGAUGAUUCAAAGAGUACUUAUGUCACUACAUCCCCCGUGUCAAACAGAAAUGUUCCUCUAAUCACACGCUUAACACCCCACCGUCCACUUGAGGGGGGCACAGACUCACCCAAUCCCACAUCUGCUCCAGGACCCACUGUCACCUCAAAAGACCCCAUUGGUAUGGCCCUCCUCAUUUUUGGAAUUGUUGGACUGCUUGUACUGACCAUUGUGACCUGCAAGCUGCACAUAACGUUUUGCAUGCCAAGAACACCAGCAGUACAACCAAGGAACAACUCAUUGUGUCGGAGGCCAGUUGAGGAAAGCGGCAAUGGCAGUCUGUCUUCUCUCAAACUGAAUCCAGAGGAGCCCUAAGGUGAAAACCUAAAAUGUGCCAUCUCAUACUGUGAAUUUUAAGAUCAGAAAAUUAUCACAUGAAUAAUUUCAGACUGAUCACUUAUAUUUUCCUUAAAUAGUUGGUUUUUCAUUAGAAAAUACAUCAGAAAAACUAUUUACUGUAUACCAGGUGUAUUCACAAUCUGCAGUGUUGUCAAUAUUUGACUUUUGUUUGUUCUGUUGUGAUAGAAUAAUGGGAGAAUUAUAUGAAAGAUUUAUAUGUAUCUUAAAUCACUUUUCGUUGUUAACUGUAAUUCAAGUAGGUUAUGCCUUCUUUGGAUUGAUCAUACCAAAUGAUCAUACGAUCAUGUAUUACACAAAACAUUCACUUUGUAUGUUAAUAUUUAUUACAAAUUUGGAUAUGCAGGUCUUUGUACAACGACCUCAGAGAUCAUGCCACUAAACACCUUAUAGUACUAUAUUACAUACAGUUCUUCAAAAAUGCACAUAUAAAUAUUUCCCACUUGUUAUAUGUUAUAUAGUUUAAUGGGGAAAGUGACACAUUUCUGAGAAAUAUACAGUGUGAACAAUAUUGUAGUAAAGGUAGUAAGAAUGAAUACUUUUAAAAACUAUUUUGAACUGCUGCAGAGCCUUAGAACAAGAUUUUACUUCCUUCAUGCUAUGUUUCUAUUUUUGUCAUGUUUUGUUUCUUCAGCUCUGUUCCACUGGUAGCAGGUCUGUUAAAAUUAUGUGGGUUGGGGGAGUUCUCCUUGUGGAGUCAAAUGUGUCUCUUUUCCCCACUGAGCGAUACCUCCUCUCAUGUUUUCACUUCAGCCGUUGGAAAGAUCGAUGUUAAAUGUGAGGACUUUCAUGUUGUUUAUGGCUCACUUGGUACUUUCCCCAGAUGAGUAAAGUCAGAGGAGUUAUGAAAGCAUGCCCUCAUUCAUUUCAUUAAGUUAUGUUUUAAGAAGAAAUUGGAUACAUAAGCCUUCAAAUCACAGCUAGUGUGGGGUGUACCUGGCUGGCUCUUUGUGACUAGAAGGAUUUACUUGGAAAAAGCUGCAGUGUGGUUCCAACUCAUUGGUUCCUUUGACAGCGCCAUCUGUUGGAAUACUUCUGAAAUGAAAUGAAAUUUCUUACUCAGGUAAAAACAGCGGCCCUGAUCAUUUACUCAAGUGAAAAAACCAAGGCAGAACUGUAAAAAUACUCUGUUACAAGUUAAAAUGCUACCUUUAAAAUCCUCUUCGAGAAACAGAUUCAAGGUAAUAACAGUAAACUCUUUCUGCAGAAAAAUGGACAAUAUAUAUCAUACCUCACAUAUUAUUAUUGUUAAUACUGAUGCAUCAAUGUGCAUGCAGCAUUUUACUGUUGUCGCUGGUUGAGGGGGAGUGACUGUCUUUGGUUCCCAAUCUAGGGGUCCGGUCCCUUCAAAAGGGUCACCAGAUAAAUCUAAGGUUGUUGUAAGAUGAUUAAUUGGGUAGGAAAAUAAGAAAAAGAAGUUCUGAUGCACAAAUCUGUUUUCAGUUUUUGUACGUUUCUCUGUUUUUGUGUGAAAUAUUUGAUCAUUUGAAGACUUAUUUAAGGGAAAUCUGAGAAGUCUAGAGGGGAAGUGUCUUUUGUUAACUGCUAUCAACUCAUAGACAUCUGAAAUGUAAAAGAAGCCCCAACUGGACACUGCUUUUAUGUAAGAGGUUAGUUUCUAUCUGACUCUUAUUGUAUAGCACAUUUUUUGUCAAAUAUUUUGACUCUGAUAUUUAUUCUCUGUGAUGCCCUGAGAGUGUGUGAAUAAAGACUUUUUAAA